Messenger RNA from Linum trigynum, 321 nucleotides. Lineage: Eukaryota; Viridiplantae; Streptophyta; Magnoliopsida; Malpighiales; Linaceae. The record is from the annotation of a GenBank genome assembly.
AUGGGAUGGAGAAAUUAUGGAGUCAUACUCUGUCAGGAGGGUCUGGCAAUCGCUUCGUCAGAAGAGCAGUGUUGUGCCUUGGAAGUAACUGGUUUGGGACAAUGUUGUUAUUCCUCGCCACGGUUUCAUCCUUUGGUUGAUCAUCCAGGACAGACUGAAAAUGCAGGAUCGUCUUAUCUCUUGGGGGAAGCCUCUAUUGGGCUUAUGCUUGCUGUGCCCUGGUGGAUUGGACACUCGGCAUCAUCUGUUUAUGGAGUGUGCUUUUGUGAGGUAUAUGCUUGUGCAGAUUUUGAAGUCUGCUGCACCGCCAUUGUUAGUUGA